Molecule: messenger RNA, 16886 nt
Organism: Leucoraja erinaceus (little skate)
Lineage: Eukaryota; Metazoa; Chordata; Chondrichthyes; Rajiformes; Rajidae
Gene: med12
Product: mediator complex subunit 12
Exons: 46
Coding region: 78-6632 (2184 amino acids)
Biological process (GO): regulation of transcription by RNA polymerase II
Cellular component (GO): mediator complex
Molecular function (GO): transcription coactivator activity; beta-catenin binding
Source: RefSeq, a predicted model, not a curated record
UCUCCGUCGAUGAUCGGACUCGGUGAUUUCCGUCAACGUUCGGCGCCGCUCGCUGGGUGAAGCCGGGUUUCCCAAAGAUGGCGGCGUUCGGGAUAUUGAGUUAUGAGCACAGGCCGUUGAAAAGGCCUCGGCUCGGGCCGCCAGACGUUUACCCGCAGGACCCCAAACAGAAAGAGGACGAGCUGACAGCACUGAAUGUCAAACAAGGCUUUAACAAUCAGCCUGCAGUGUCUGGGGAUGAACAUGGUAGUGCAAAGAAUGUUAAUUUCAAUCCUGGCAAGAUCAGCUCGUACUUCAGCAGUAUAAUUGCUGAGAAGUUGAGAUGUAACACAUUCCCAGAUACUGGUAAAAGGAAGCCUCAGGUGAAUCAAAAGGACAGUUUCUGGCUUGUCACAGCUCGAUCCCAGCCUUCAAUACACAAUUGGUUUACUGAUCUGGCUGGAACCAAACCACUAACCCAACUUGCAAAAAAGGUGCCUAUAUUUAGUAAGAAGGAAGAAGUCUUUGGCUAUCUGGCCAAAUACUCGGUGCCAGUAAUGAGAGCAGCCUGGCUGAUAAAAAUGACAUGUGCCUAUUAUGCAGCUAUAACUGAAACAAAGAUGAAAAAACGUCAUGUCAUAGAUCCAUGUAUAGAAUGGACUCAGAUCAUCACAAAGUACCUUUGGGAACAGCUGCAAAAAAUCGCUGAGUCCUACCGGCUAAUAUCUACACAGAACAGUGGAACACCAGUACCCCCCACUGUACCUGAAGUGGAGCAGGCCAUGAAACAGUGGGAAUAUAAUGAAAAACUGGCUCUUUACAUGUUUCAGGAUGGAAUGCUGGACAGGCAUGAGUUCCUCACCUGGGUUCUUGAAUGCUUUGAGAAGAUCCGACCGGGGGAGGAUGAACUUCUUAAAUUACUACUCCCACUAAUGUUACAGUACUCCGGAGAGUUUGUGCAAUCUGCCUACCUAUCGAGACGCCUGGCCUACUUCUGUACCCGACGUCUCUCCAUGUUGCUAGGUGAUAGUGGUAGUAAUGUUGUGACAGGAGGACAUCAGUCCCAUGUGAUUCCAGCACCCACUUCAAAUACUUUGCCUCCAACACCAACACCACCACCCAAUGGGACCACCCAGCCGCAGUCUCCGUUUAUGGAUUUUUAUAUUUGUCCACAGCAUCGUCCUGUUGUGUUUGGAUUAAGUUGCAUGCUUCAGAGUAUUGUUCUAUGUUGUCCAAGUGCAUUGGUAUGGCAUUACUCAUUGACUGAUUGCCGAAAUAAGACUGGAUCCCCACUCGAUCUUUUACCCAUAGCACCAUCUAGCCUACCCAUGCCAGGGGGAAACUCUGCAUUUACCCAACAAGUUCGAGCUAAAGUGCGGGAAAUUGAGGAGCAGAUUAAAGAAAGAGGUCAAGCUGUGGAGGUCAGGUGGUCAUUUGAUAAGUGUCAAGAAACUACAGCAGGUUUUACGAUUGGUCGUGUAUUACAUACGUUGGAAGUACUUGACAGCCACAGCUUUGAAAAGUCUGAUUUCAACAACUCAUUGGAUUCGCUUUACAACAGGAUAUUUGGAUCAGGGCAGAAUAAAGAUGGGCAGGAGAUGUUGCCUGAUGAUGAUGCGGUGAUGACUUUGCUUUGUGAAUGGGCAGUGAGCUGCAAACGUUCAGGUAGACAUCGUGCCAUGGUUGUGGCAAAACUGUUGGAGAAGAGGCAAGCUGAAAUUGAGGCUGAGAGAUGUGGUGAAUCAGAAGUGGUGGAUGAGAAAGGAUCUGUCUCCUCAGGCUCUCUUACCAGUGCCAGCAUCCCUGUUUUCCAGGACGUUUUGCUUCAAUUCUUGGAUACUCAAGCUCCUAUGCUGACUGAUCCAAGUAGUGAAAGUGAGAAGGCUGAAUUUGCCAACUUGGUCCUCCUGUUCUGUGAGCUGAUUCGUCAUGAUGUUUUCUCACACAAUGUAUAUAUGUGCACACUGAUAUCCCGAGGAGAUCUGUCAUCAGAGCAGCAUGCACCCAGACCACGCUCACCUGUUGAUGAUGCCGUGGAAGAGCAGGAUCGAAAAGAACAGGAAGGAAAUAAUAGUGUGAAACUUGAGGAUACAGGCUUACCAGAAAGUAUUGACAUAGAUCACAACUCAAGUGCUAUUUUUGAAGAUGUGGAAAAGAAUGACUUUAAAAAUGACUUUAGUGCUGAUUUUACUGUGUUUUCUCCUCCGAUGCACUGUGAAUCCAAAGCGAGCCCAUCUCCAGAAAAACCUGCCUCAGAAAAAGACAUGAAAUUAUUACAGAAAGAAAAAAUGAAUGAUGCGUUUCCUUCACCAUAUGAACAAUCCAGGCACAUACAAUAUGCAACACACUUCCCCAUCCCUCAGGAGGAAUCUGCAAGUCAUGAAUGCAAUCAGCGCUUGGUGGUUUUAUAUGGUGUUGGCAAACAACGAGAUGAAGCUCGGCAUGUAAUUAAAAAAAUAACCAAAGACAUCUUGAAGGUUUUAAACAAGAAGAGCACUGCUGAAACUGGUGGGGAGGAAGGACAGAAGCGAAAGAAAAAUAAACCAGAAGCAUUUCCUACAGCUGAGGAUAUAUUUGCCAAAUUUCAGCAUCUUUCACAUUUUGAUCAGCACCAAGUUACCUCUCAGGUAUCACGGAAUGUGUUAGAACAGAUCACUAGUUUUGCCUUGGGAAUGUCCUAUCAUCUGCCUCUCGUUCAGCACAUUCAGUUUAUUUUCGAUCUGAUGGAAUAUUCCCUUAAUAUCAGUGGAUUAAUAGAUUUUGCUAUUCAGUUGCUGAACGAAUUGAGUGUUGUGGAAGCAGAGUUGCUCCUGAAGUCAUCCAGUCUAGUUGGCAGUUACACAACAGGUUUGUGCCUGUGCAUUGUGGCAGUCCUGCGGCGCUACCAUUCCUGCCUUAUUCUCAAUCCUGAUCAGACUGCACAAGUAUUUGAGGGUUUGUGUGGUGUGGUGAAACAUGGAGUAAACCCAGCAGACUGCUCCUCUGCAGAGCGUUGUAUCCUUGCCUACCUCUAUGAUCUCUACACCUCUUGCAGCCACUUAAAGAGCAAGUUUGGCGAGCUCUUUGGUGAUGCCUGCUCCAAAGUCAAGAAUACCAUCUACAGCAAUAUUGAUCCUUCUGAUUCCAACAUGCUCUGGGAACCCGAGUUCAUGAUCGAUGCCAUUGAAAACCCUUCUGCACACAACUUUAGCUAUUCCAUGCUUGGAAAAAUCCUGAAUGACAAUCCAGCCAAUCGCUACAGUUUUGUUUGCAAUGCACUAAUGCAUGUCUGUGUGGGACACCAUGAUCCUGAUCGUGUGAAUGAUAUUGCUAUCUUGUGUGCGGAGCUAACUGCCUAUUGCAAGGCUCUCAGUGCAGAGUGGCUUGGUGUACUCAAAGCACUGUGCUGUUCAUCCAACAAUGGAACUUGUGGCUUCAAUGAUCUUCUUUGUAAUGUUGAUGUGAGCGAUUUAUCAUUCCAUGAUUCUUUGGCAACAUUUAUAGCUAUUUUAAUAGCUAGACAAUGCUUGCUGUUGGAGGAUUUGAUUCGAUGUGUGGCAAUCCCCUCACUCCUUAAUGCAGCAUGUAGUGAGCAAGAUUCCGAACCAGGUGCUCGCCUAACAUGCCGAAUCCUCCUCCAUUUGUUUAGGACACCACAACUAAACCCUUGUCACCAAGACAGCACUAAACCAACAGUGGGGAUCCGUUCAUCAUGCGACAGACAUCUACUAGCAGCAUCACAGAACAGCAUUGUGGUUGGAGCAGUGUUUGCUGUCCUCAAAGCUAUCUUCAUGUUGGGUGAUGCUGAAUUGAAAGGGUCUGGAUUCUCACAUUCUGGUGGAAUGGAGGAGCUCCCCGAGGAUGAUAUAGGAGUGAAAAAAUCUGGCAGUCGGGCUGUUUCUAUUGAAACAGCCAGUUUAGAUGCUUAUGCUAAAUACGUGUUGAAGAAUAUUUGUCAGCAGGAGUGGGUGGGAGAGCGAUGCCUAAAGAGUUUGUGUGAGGAUAGCAGUGCUCUGCAGGAUCCAGUUCUAACAAAUAAGCAGGCUCAGCGACUCUUGCAGUUGAUAUGCUAUCCACAUCGGCAACUGGACAGUGAGGAAGGAGACAACCCACAACGUCAGAGAAUCAAACGGAUCUUGCAGAAUCUUGAUCAGUGGACAAUGAGACAGUCAUCACUGGAGCUGCAGCUUAUGAUUAAACAGAGUGUCACCAGUGAGAUGAACUCCUUGUUAGAAAACAUCGCUAAGGCCACUAUUGAAGUAUUCCAGAAAUCAGCUGAAAUGAACUCCUCUAAUCUGAACAGUAAUGGAACGGUGAAUUCGGGGUUACCUGUCUCUGGCACCAGCAACACAAAUGGAAACACCAGCAAAAUGAAACCACUGCUGAGCUCAUCAGAGCGGACAGGAGUCUGGCUGGUGGCACCGUUAAUCGCAAAAUUGCCAACAUCUGUCCAAGGCCAUGUGUUGAAAGCUGCUGGUGAGGAACUGGAGAAAGGACAACAUCUUGGGUCGUCCUCACGAAAAGAACGGGAUCGGCAAAAACAGAAGAGUAUGUCUUUGCUGAGUCAGCAGCCAUUUCUUUCUUUGGUUUUGACAUGCCUUAAGGGGCAGGAUGAACAAAGAGAGGGACUUCUCACCUCUCUUUACAGCCAGGUCCAACAGAUUGUAACAAACUGGCGUGAAGAUCAGUACCAAGAUGACUGCAAAGCCAAACAGAUGAUGCAUGAAGCCUUGAAACUCCGUUUAAAUCUUGUAGGUGGGAUGUUCGACACUGUCCAGCGUAGUACGCAGGGGACCACCGAGUGGGCUGUCCUUCUCUUGGAUAUAAUCAGCAGUGGAACAGUUGACAUGCAGUCAAACAAUGAGCUGUUCACUACAGUCCUGGAUAUGCUCAGUGUGCUGGUCAAUGGGACUCUGGCAGCGGAUAUGUCCAGCAUCUCACAGGGCAGCAUGGAAGAGAACAAGAGAGCUUACAUGAACCUCGUAAAGAAACUCAGGAAAGAGCUUGGGGACAGACAAUCAGAGAGUUUGGAGAAGGUGCGACAGCUAUUACCACUUCCCAAACAGACAAGAGAUGUCAUCACAUGCGAACCCCAAGGCUCUCUAAUUGAUACCAAAGGGAACAAGAUUGCUGGCUUUGACUCAAUAUUCAAAAAGGAGGGACUGCAAGUCUCCACUAAGCAGAAGAUUUCCCCUUGGGAUGUUUUUGAAGGUAUGAAACAUUCUGCUCCCCUCUCCUGGGGCUGGUUUGGGACAGUUCGUGUUGACCGCAAGGUGACUAAGUUUGAAGAGCAGCACAGGUUGCUUUUGUACCACACACACCUUAAACCAAAGCCACGCAGUUAUUAUCUUGAACCACUGCCACUUCCCCCAGAGGAAGAAGAGCCACCAGUACCAGUUGUUCCAGAACCAGAAAAAACUACAGCAGAACCACCAAAGUUGGAGAAACCUACUACUACCGAAGAGAAGAAAAAAAAAUCAACUAGAAAGAAACGGCCAGUUCCAAAUAAAGCAGAGUUGGAUUUAUCAUCCAGUGCACACAGAAUGCCUCCUUAUGGUGGUGGAGUUCCUAAUGACAUAAUGCCACACCAGGCUAAUCCUUAUAACAGACUUCCAUAUGGACCACCUGGUAUUUAUGCACAAAAUCAGCCUUUGCCAGCAGGUGGACCAAGGUUAGAUACAAUGCCCUACAGAUCUGUGCGACCUCCUUUUGCCAAAAUAAUGCAGAAUCGGCCACCCUACAGCACUGUGAUGGGCCCAAUUGGUGCAAUGAUGGAUCCGUCACUGUAUAAAAUGCCACAAUACAAGCAGCAGCCUCCCAUCCCACAGGGGCAGACUAUCCGACAUCAUUUAAAUGCCAGAUUGAAUUCUGGUGGAAUGUAUGGGCCGCAGGUUCGUCAAGCAAAUCCAGCUCAGUCAUAUGGAUCAAUGUCACAAGCUCAGAGUAUUUCUCAAGGCUACACUAACUAUGGCUCUCACUUGGGGAUGCAGCCACAUCCGUCGCAAGCCAGCAGUAUGAUACCUCCUGCCUAUUCAAGCCAACCAUACCAGAGCAGCCACACAGCCAAUAAUCCUACACUCAUAGAUCAGGUUCGGCAGAUGCAGCAGCGACCAAGUGGCUAUGUUCACCAGCAAGCUCCAGCUUAUGCACACUCCAUGCAGAACACACAAAGGCUAACGCACCAACCCAUGCAACAAGCACCUAUGAUGACAGGAAUUAGUCACAUACCCCAACAGAACGUACAUUCAACAAUGAGGACAAAUCAGGAACAGCAGUAUCUACGACAACAUCAAAUCCUGAGGCAACAACAACAACAACAACAACAACAACAACAACAGCAGCAGCAACAACAGCAACAACAGCAGCAACAACAGCAACAAGUGCAACAACAGCAGCAGCAACAAGUCCAACAACAGGUCCAACAACAGGUCCAACAGCAACAAGUGCAACAACAGCAGCAGCAACAAGUCCAACAACAGGUCCAACAGCAACAGCAGGCUCAAACCCAACCACAGUCUCUGGGAAUGCAGGCCAUCCCACCUCAGCAGACCAUGUUCCAGCGACAAGGAAUGCAACAAACACAGCAGCAACAACAGACGGCAGCUCUCGUCAGACAGUUACAACAGCAACUAUCAAAUUCACAACCACAGAAGAAUGCAAACCCAUACUUUUAAUGUUGGAGUCAUCUAAAAGAAAAAAGUCUGCCAUCUGCUUAUCAUUUGAGUGUCCCGGAUGAAUUUUGUCUUCAAAGGCAAAUUACUUUGGUGUCUGAAUCUGUAGCAUUUGAUGUGUUUCAGUUUCAAAUGAAACUGAACUCUUGAUCAUUUCCCUACACUUACCAGGUUGCUCCCAGUGCCUGUACGUUCAUGGUUAGGAAAAUAACAAUUCACCAAUUAAAAGGUAAAGAGAGAUGCUGGUGUAAUAUUUCCAGUCUUCCUUUCUUAUUCCAUUCCACUCUAUCUUCCUCACUGAGGACACCAGAACAUCUUGAGCUCAGGCCACGUGUGCUCAACCACAGUACAUCAGCCGAUACACACAAAAGGGCCUGUCCCACUAGGCGAUUUUUCUCGGCGACUGCCGGCAUCAUUGACUGACGUAUCAGGUAACCGAAAUAUUUGCUGCGGUGGCGCGGCGUGAUGCGGCGGUGACGCUGCGUGAUGACGUAAGACGCGCGUUUUUUUUUUCAAGUGUCGCUACAUUUUUUUGUCGCCGCUGGAUUUUGAAAUGUUCAAAAUCUUUUGGCGACACUGAUAUGACGCCGGCAGUCGCCAAAAAAAUCGCCAAGUGGGACAGACCCUUUGGACCUUGCAUCUAAAGAAUAUUGGAGCACAAAUACCAAACUUGCAUACAGAUCUGCUCGGUGCCAAUGAUGGAGAUGUCUUUGAGGCCAUGUUAUUGAUAGAAUUGUAACUCUGCCAGCAGCUGAACUAGCUCUAUACUAAUAUAUAUAUAUUAUUUGUAUAUACAAAUAGCACUAUAUGAACACUUAAUUAUUGUCAUUAAUUUUUCAUAUUGAUGCUUUUAAAGCUAAAGAAUCCAAGGAAUACAGUACCCCUUUUCUCCAUGUGCCUGAAGUCACCGAAGUAUGAUUUCACAGGGCCAGCAGCAUUUUGGUAGUUCCCUUUGUAAACAUUCUUUAUAUGUGAACUUGUGCAUUGGUUACUGAGCUGCAUAAAGUUCAUAGCCAAAUCUGAUCCUAUUCAUAUAAGUGCACUUUCCAGUUUGGGUCACUGUGAAAAUGGAGUUAGAAACCAGAAUGUGUGGCCUUGGCAUUUUCAAAAAAGGGUUCCGUUUUCCAAGGUGAGGAAUAUUUUAAAUUUGUUUUACCACUGAAGAUUACAAAAAAGUUUUCAGAGGAUCUUCACUCGUCAUUCCUGAUAGAUAUUUUGAAUUGAAAGGUGACCUGUUGGAAUUAUUAUGGAUUUAACGUCAGUUCUGCAGUGUGGAGAAAAUGACUAUUCAUACCUGACUUUAUAAUGACAAAUCUUUUUCUACAUUGUUUUUAUUAGUUUUUUUUUUUUAAUCCAGCAUCUCUGAGUCUGCUAAUUUUGCCAGAGCUAAAAUCUACCACACCUAACAGUCUGUGAAUUUGGAGUGUCCAGUGAAAGCACGAUAUUUUUUUAAAUAAAUCCAUCUAUUAGUUUAUGAAUUACUGCAAUCAUUCCUUUGAAUUGGUCAAAAUUUGACCAGUUCAGGAAAAAAAAAAGUUGUAAUGAAAGAAGAACAGUGAUUGUAGUAUUUUUGAGUAGAGUUGGCCACUUUUGCUUGUGGGUUAUACUGAGAGAUUUCCGCUAUUGCCAGUAUAACUGUGUAAAACCUUAUUCAUUAUCCCAAUUUAUUAUCCUAACUUAAUCUAGCAGAAACAGUUUGCAUUUUCUCAUCCCACUGGUGUUGUUUAUGUUUCAGGAUAAAGUUGAAGAUUAUAAUUGGUGCUCACCCAAUGCAAAUGUUCCUCCUUUUAGCAUGAGACUUAGUACAUUUAAACUGUAAUUUUUACUUAAGAGAUUAUGAUUUAGAAAGCUGUAAGUAGAAGAGGCACAAAGUGCUGAGCACAUUGGUGCCAAUGCAACACUUGGUGUGUUGGACAAGAAUCUGAAGUAUCAUGGAAGUGAACUACUGAAAUUUAGUAUAUCCAUAAAGGGAGGCGGAGAUAAAGAUGGCAGGAACUUUCCCAUAUACCUGUUUGUAGAGAAAUUGUUGCAGGAUGAUAAGUGAUGUAAAAUUACAUCCCCUGCCAUACAAAAGCAUUCGAGAGAGUCUGGUGUAGAAAAGAAUUAAAUCGUUGUACAGAAUAAAGAACUUUCUAUCUUGGUUUGUAAAACUGUACCCACAUAUUAAAAAUUAUGUAAAUUUUUGGUAAUUUUGUUUUUCAGAAAAUUCUGAUGUAAAGAUAAAAUUCAAGAUGGUAUAUGUAUAAAACAAAUUGUACACGUGCUGUUUUUAUAUAUAAAAAGCACAAACAGUCAACAUGGAGACAAGCAAAUGAGUCAGAAUAGAGUCUGAGCUUUUUAAGACUUUUACUGUGUCAUGGUUUUUGUAAAUUGUAAAAGUUGCAAAUGUAUUCUACAUUGUGGAUAACGUUCUAUCACUUGUCUUAAUUAACACUUUAUUUUAAAGCCAUGAUCCAGUGGUGAAAGUAAUUAAUUUUGGCUUGAAGUAGUCAAAUUGUAUGUCCACCAGAAAAAAUAACAAGCAUGUAGUUUCCACUGCGCGGCAGAAUACAUGAUUUUCCACCUGCAUCACAGUUAAAGUGAAAUACUCCAGAAGAGUAAAUGUAUUAAUAAUAUCUCAUACUGCUGUUAUAAGUUAAUUGUCAUGCAGAAUUCAAUUUUUCAGCUUAGAGGGUGCUUAAAUAAGCUAAAAAUGCACACUAAAAAAAUGUUUUUUAUGGUGUGGGUUGUCUACUGCCCAGGAGUGUGCAUCAUCCUUUACUAAGUUCAGAAAACCAAUUGCAUAGUGUAAUACCCACUCUCAACUCAAUAAAAAGGGCAUUGCGUUCAAGAAGGAAAUGCAGAUGCUGGAAGAUCGAAGGUACACAAAAUUGCUGGAGAAACUCAGCGGGUGCAGCAGCAUCUAUGGAGCGAAGAAAAUAGGCGACGUUUCAGGCCAUAACCCUUCUUCAGACUGAAAAAGGGCAUUGCAAUGUGUAUACCAAGCAGAGUCAACCCAGGUCAUCACAAUGUUGCAUCUCCAGGAUUAGGCGGUUUACCGAUAAAAAUGUUUGCUUGUAUUCUCUGGAGCUGAGUGAGUAAAAUCAGUAUGGGCUAUUAUUAAUGACAUUUGUAGAAGAACACAAAUCUUUUUUUAAUCGGUUCCCAUUCAUCAAGACUUAAACAUUUAUACUAAAGGGAGACGCACUGAGUAUCCCAAGCACUUGAUGUUUUCGCUUUGGAUUUCUAACAUCUGCAAUGAUUUGUGUUUGAGGGAAGUAAAUUCCUGAUCUACAGUGCAUUGCUGAAUGGAAAUACAUCUCAUUGAUGUUUGGUGUCUUAACAUUGGCUGCGCCUUGUCCUAAUGAGCAGCAGUAGCAGCAAAUAUGCGCAUUUUUCCCAUCAGGAACUGCUGUGAAUAUUCUUGGACUAAAGAACAUGCGGUGAAUAGUGUUGGAAGGAACUGCAGAAGCUGGUUUAAACCAAAGAUUGGCCCCAAAUGCCGGAGUAACUCAGCGGGGCAGGCAGCAUCCCUGGAGAGAAGGCAUGGGUGACAUUUUGGAUCGACCCGAAAUGUCACCCAUUCCUUCCAUCCAGAGAUGCUGCUUGUCCAUGCGGUGAAUAGUGUUGUUUAAUUAACUUAAUUUGAGAUUUAUUGGAACUCCAAUUGGAGAACAGGAGUUUAAUGCAGUUGCUGGCAGUAUUUCAACUUUUAUUGAGAAAUGCAACCUGCUGCCAUUGCAGAAGGUCACAGCUUGGACAAUAACAGAAACCAUGGACUCGCGCUGGAUUUGUUUAAAGCUAUUUUAUCGGUAAAUAAUAGUGAUAAUAGUGGCCUGGUAUGUGUCCAUAUUGAACCCAGAUGCUAGGUGUAUCCCCCUGCUUUAAUGUAUUAAUUUCUCAAAGAAAUGAAUCCUACCUGUUGGUAAUAUCCAAAAAAAUCUGUAUUUAGGCUUGUGCAAAGUAGUUUUAACGAAGGACUUCCUACAUGGGACUUCCUAUGUUAAAUCAAACCUUUCACUUAUCCAACGUCCGAUUCUGAAAGGCUUUCAAAGCAUAUUCUUAUGGAUAUUUUGGCAAGGCCAGUAUUUAUUUAUUUAUUUAUUGGGUACAACCCAGACCAGGAAAUUAUGGCAGAUUCUCUUCCCUGAAAGAAAUUUGUAACGUUUAUUUUUGUCAGAAUUAUUCUGUUAACAUAUGCUUCCCAGCGACAAAGUGCGGUUCAAACAUUUGUGGUUAAAUGGUAAAGGCCUCUGAAUGUCAGCCCAGUAAACAACCACUCUUUAUCCAUGAUGAUGUAAUUGGCAGAGAAAACAAUACAGUAAAACAAUUAAGUGAAAGCUUCACUUAAUUGUCCUCAUUUUCUUUUUUGCUUGAGAAUUAUGGAGCUGGAUGUCCUGGUCCCAAUUACUCAAGUCCAUUUCAAACAUCCUUUGACUGUUAUAUCUGUAUGAGAAGAAUAGAGUGCUUAAUAUGAUGCCAGUAUAGAAUUUGUGGCACGAUUGGUGCUUACUAUGGCAAUAUUCAGUUAGUAUCAUUGAGCAUUAUAACAGAUACUGUAUGUAAGGUGCCAUGUAUAGUGCCCUCCAUGUUUGGACCAAACACCCAUCAUUUAUUUAUUUGCCUCUGUACUUCACAAUUUGAGAUUUGUAAUAGAAAAAAAUUCACAUGUGGUUAAAGUGCACAUUGGCAGAUUUUAAUAAAGGCCAUUUUUAUACAUUUUGGUUUCACCGUGUAGAAAUGACAGCAGUGUUUAUAUAUAGUUCCCCCAUUUCAGGGCACAGCAAUGUCAUGUAAAUGAAAGUAGUCAUGUUUAGUAUUUUGGUGCAUAUCCUUUGCAUGCUUGAAGUCUGCGAUUCAUGGACAUCAUCAGUUGCUGGGUGUCUUCUCUGGUGAUGCUCUGUCAGGCCUGUAUUGCAGCCAUCUUUAGCUUAUGCUUGUUUUGGGGGCUAGUCCCCUUCAGUUUUCUCUUCAGCAUAUAAAAGUGAUGCUCAAUUGGGUUCAGAUCGGGUGAUUGAUUUGACCACUCAAGAAUUGACCAUGAUUUAGCUUUGAAAAACUCCUUUGUUGCUUUAGCAGUAUGUUUGGGAUCAUUGUCUUGCUGUAGCUUGAAUUGCUGGCCAAUGAGUUUUGAAGUAUUUGUUUGAAUUUGAGCAGAUAGGAUGUGUCUAUACACAUCAGAAUUCAUCAUGCUACUACCAUCAGCAAUUGUAUCAUCAUUGAAGAUAAGUGAACAAGUACCUUCAGCACCCAUACAUGCCCAGGCCAAAACACCCCCACCACUGUGUUUCACAGAUGAGGUGAAUGCUUUGGAUCUUGGGCAGUUCCUUCUCUCCUGCCCUCACUCUGAUAUAAGUUUUUUGUCUGAUCUUCGUCUCAUCUGUCCACAAGACCUUUUUCCAGAACUGUGAUUGUUCAAAUAAGUACUUCUUGGCAAACUAACCUGGCCAUCCUAUUUUUGUGGCUAACCAGUGGUUUGCAUCUUUCAGUGUAGCCUCUGUAUUUUUGUUCAUGAAGUCUUCUGCGACAGUGGUCAUUGACAAAUCCACACCCGACUCCAGAAGAGUGUUUCUGAUCUGUCGGCGAGGUGUUAUAGAGAUAAUUCUUCGUCAUCAGCGGUGGAGGUCUUCUAAAAACCUUCCAGUCCCUUUGUGAUUAGUAAGCUCACCAGUGCUCUCUUUCUUCUUAAUGAUGUUCCCGACAGUUGAUUUUGGUAAGCUUUAGGUUUGGCUGAUGUCUCUAACAGUUUCAUUUUUGUUUCUCAGUCUCAUAACGGCUUAUUUGACUUUCAUUGGCACAACUUUGGUCCUCAUGUUGAUAAACAGCAAUAAAAGUGUCCAAAGGUGAUGGAAAGACUGGAGGAAAGACUAGGUGCUGAGAGCUCUCUUAUACCUGCAUUAAGCAGGCAAUUAAACACACCUGAGCAAUUACAAACACCCGUGAAGUCAUGUGUAUCAAACAUCAUGGUGCCCUGAAAUGGGGGCGAUAAUGUAUAAACACAGCUGUAAUUUCUACAUGGUGAAACCAAAAUGUAUAAAAAUGGCCUUUAAUAAAAUCUGACAAUGUGCACUUUAACCACCUAUUUCUUUCUAUUACAAAUCUCAAAUUGUGGAGUACAGAGGGAAAUAAAUAAAUGAUGGGCCUUUGUCCCAAACAUUAUGGAGGGCACUGUAUCUAGUAGUAAUUCAUAUCCCAUUUAUCUCUGCAUGGAGUUACAUUUUCCUGUAAUUGUAUAGCACUUUGAAACCUAGAUGAGAUGAGAUCCUUCACAGAACAUAGAACAUUUCCCUUACUGGUAUUACAAUAGACAGGAAUUUAUAUCCUGCAGGUUUGUUUUUUAAAUCCUUCAUCAAAUGCUUGUUUUUUAAAUUGGCUUUCCAUCCUUUAUUCUUGUACCAAAAUGGGAUCUGUGAACUUGUCAAACAAGCUUUUGAAAAAUUAGCAACGGUACAAGAACUGAUAGAAACAUAGAAUCAUAGAAAAUAGGUGCAGGAGUAGGCCAUUCGGCCCUUCGAGCCUGCACCGCCAUUCAAUAUGAUCAUGGCUGAUCAUCCAACUCAGUAUCCUGUACCUGCCUUUUCUCCAUAGCCGCUGAUCCCUUUAGCCACAAGGGCAACAUCUAACUCCCUCUUAAAUAUAGCCAAUGAACUGGCCUCAACUACCUUCUGUGGCAGAGAAUUCCAGAGAUUCACCACUCUCUGUGUGAAAAAUGUUUUCCUCAUCUCGGUCCUAAAAGAUUUCCCCCUUAUCCUUAAACUGUGACCCCUUGUUCUGGACUUCCCCAACAUCGGAAACAAUCUUCCUGCAUCUAGCCUGUCCAACCCCUUAAGAAUUUUGUAAGUUUCUAUAAGAUUCCCCCUCAAUCUUCUAAAUUCUAGCUAGUACAAACCGAGUCUAUCCAGUCUUCACAUGAAAGUCCUGACAUCCCAGGAAUCAGUCUGGUGAACCUUCUCUGUACUCCCUCUAUGGCAAGAAUGUCUUUCCUCAGAUUAGGAGACCAAAACUGUACGCAAUACUCUAGGUGUGGUCUCACCAAGACCCUGUACAACUGCAGUAGAACCUCCCUGCUCCUAUACUCAAAUCCUUUUGCUAUGAAUGCUAACAUACCAUUCGCCUUCUUCACUGCCUGCUGCACCUGCAUGCCUACUUUUAAUGACUGGUAUACCGUGACACCCAGGUCUCGUUGCAUCUCCCCCUUUCCUAAUUGGCCACCAGUCAGAUAAUAGUCUGCUUUCCUGUUUUUGCCACCAAAGUGGAUAAGCUCACAUUUAUCCACAUUACUGCAUCUGCCAUGCAUUUGCCCACUCACCCAGCCUAUCCAAGUCAACUUGCAGCCUCCUAGCAUCCUCCACACAGCUAACACUGCCCCCCAGCUUCGUGUCAUCCACAAAUUUGGAGCAGUUGCAUUCAAUUCCCUCCAAAUCAUUAAUAUAUAUCGUAAAUAGCUGGGGUCCCAGCACUGAGCCUUGCGGUACCCCACUAAUCACUGCCUGCCAUUGUGAAAAGGACCCGUUUACUCCUACUCUUUGCUUCCUGUCUGCCAGUCAGUUCUCUAUCCACAUCAAUACUGAACCCCCAAUACCGUGUGCUUUAAGUUUGUAUACUAAUCUCUUAUGUGGGACCUCGUCAAAAGCCUUCUGAAAGUCCAGAUAUAACCCAUCCACUGGUUCUCCCUUAUCCACUCUACUAGUUACAUCCUCGAAAAAUUCUAUAAGAUUCGUCAGACAUGAUUUACCUUUCAUAAAUCGAUGCUGACUUUGUCCAAUGAUUUCACCACUUUCCAAAUGUGCUGCUAUCCCAUCUUUAAUAACUGAUUCUAGCAGUUUCCCCACUACCGAUGUUAGACUAACUGGUCUGUAAUUCUCCGUUUUCUCUCUCCCUCCCUUUUUAAAAAGUGGGGUUACAUUAGCUACCCGCCAAUCCUCAGUAACUACUCCAGAAUCUAAAGAUCUAACUGAUCCUUCACUCCUCGUGAUUUCUCAACCCAUCCCCAUUCUCCAAGCCCUAUAAAAUGUCAAAACACACUGAAGAAAUCAAUAUAAAAUUGUAUUUGUUCAUUUAUUCUAUUUACAUAGUAAAAUAUGUUUGUAAUGCUGUUUCUGGCUUUAAUCUUUACCAUUUCCGAAGUAAAGAUGAAUGUAUAUUUAAUUCUAAACCUUUUACUUUUUCAAUACAACGUCCCUAACCAAUUCAUUGUUUUAAUAUUUAAUGAAAAUUAGUCUCUCGGUAACAGCUAAUUCAAAUGUGGUGCUGGACUGCUUUGUGUCCAGGGUAACUUCGUCGUGCUCCAUGUUCUCUUUGAAAAUCCAAAUCGGGCUGAACAUAAAGGUUUGUUUUAACGUUUUUGUUUAUCGAGGAGCCCAUUGCUAACCAAAAUUAAAUGUUCCACCACACUUUAGUGCCUAUCUGUGAUUGGGAAUUUGCAUGUUAGUCACUUGCUACAUUGUUUAGUUCUUCCACGAUACAUUGGAACAAAAUUGGAUGUAGUAGGGCAUUGAUCUGGCUCUUGUAUGCCAAGUUAUUAACAAUAUGACGAUGACAUUACAGCGAGAGAACAGGACGAGGUACUCCUUCUCUCAUUGAAUAGAACAAAAACGGUUGUGAAAUUAACAGCUUCAGGUCAAAGAAGGAAUGUAAAUCAGAGUCGUUGACGUCAAUGUCAAAAUAGGGAAGAAAGCAAAGAUGAAUUCAAGAUUAACCAUGUAAAUUGUGAAAAAGAGAAAAGACGGGAAGGAAAACUUAAAUAAAACAAACUGCAUUGUUACUAAUUCCUACAACAAUUAAAACUAGAAAUAUUUAGCUCCAUAUUUAGAGCGGUGCCCUUCGAUGCAGGAGAUGUUGAGUAACAAUAAUAAACGUGUGUGAUGCAAUAAACAGAAUGAACCCAACAGGACCCAACUUUCUUCAGCAAAUAAAGUUCAGAUCUGCAGUUCACGUACAAUUUCACACCAUUCUAUAAUGAGGAAAUUUGAUGCUUCGUCGUGGAAAAGGUAUAGUCGGAAGUGGGGUCCCGACCCGAAACGUUGCCUAUGUAUUCCCCGCACAGACGCUGUUUGACCUGCUGAGUUAUUGUGCGGUUGCAUUUUGGACAGCAGAAAUUGAAUAAUUGAGAACAAUUCUGCCCGUUUUCGCCCAUUCUUCCACUGCCAGUUGUGCAUGAAUAACAUUUUGCAUGAGAGCUAUAAGCCUCAGCAUCAUUCUUCUAGCAAACUGACCCAGUCUUGUACUUCCAUCAUCUUUCUUCGAUAGAUGUUCACAUUUUGUUUUAAUUUAAACAGAAGAUUGACACAAAAUGCUGGAGUGACUCAGCGGGACAGGCGGCAUCUCCGGAGAGAAGGAAUGGGUGACGUUUCGGGUCGAGACUUAAUUUAUCUUUGCUUUCAAGUAAGGACGGCACGGCGGCACAGGGGUAGAGUUGCUGCCUUACAGCGUCUGAAACCGGGUUCGAUCCUGGCUGCGUUGCUGUCUGGAAGUUUGUACGUCCUCCCGUGACCUCCCGCACUUCAAAAACGUUGGUUAAUUGGCUUCUGUAAGUUGCAAAUUGUCCCUAGUGUGUAGGAUAGUGCUAGUGUACAGGGUGAUGAUUGGUCGGCGUGGACUCGGUGGGCCUGUUUCCAUGCUGUAUCUCUAAAGUUUAAAGUACUUGCAAGUUUUUUUAAAUCCCGUUUCCGUGCUCUCAAGAAUAUAUUUCUGGAAUAACCUUUGUUUCAUACGAAUAUGAUCAUUGCUUCACAGCACAAAGCACGUUCCCAGAUUUCCCUCUAGUGCCCACAUCAGUACAUUACAGUCUCCCUUCAAAAUAGACUCCGUGUUGUUUGUUUCUGUUUGCACAUUAAGCAUUUAACUGCUGCCUUAUUCAUGUCCACGUAUGUCUUUCGCUGUUCAAUGUCCAGAUCCUGUACUGGAGGAUGGGCUCGUAACUGGGUAAUUGUACAAGCCCGAGGUCAAAUAGAAAUCCUUUAACUUUAUACCUUGGCUACUAUCCAAAUUACAAGAGCUUCUAAUUUACAAGAAAGCUGCACUUUUUUAUAUCGGGGAAAGGUCUCGACCUGAAACGUCAUCUAUUCCUUUUCUCCAGAGAUGCUGCCUGACCCGCUGAGUUACUCCAGGUCUCUGUGUGUGUGUCUACAGGAAUCUACAGCUCAGGAUAGCUAACUCAGCACAUAUCAGGAAACAAAGCUGGGAGUUCCACAGGGCUCUGUGACUGGGAAGAGCAUUUAACCACUGAGUUAUUCAAAUUAUAGGUACUUUUAAAGAAUUAAAGAAAUUCUAGAUGAA